Manduca sexta (tobacco hornworm) is the source of this 904-nucleotide messenger RNA. RefSeq names its product gonadotropin-releasing hormone receptor-like. Gene Ontology annotation, molecular function: corazonin receptor activity. Gene Ontology annotation, biological process: neuropeptide signaling pathway. The transcript is spliced from 2 exons. The record is from RefSeq and is a predicted model, not a curated record. The annotation marks the transcript as partial. Gene Ontology annotation, cellular component: membrane. Lineage: Eukaryota; Metazoa; Arthropoda; Insecta; Lepidoptera; Sphingidae.
CUCCUCUGCUAUCCUGCUGACUGUGAUCCACGCAUGACGAAACAUGGCCAACGGAGGCAACAAUACCACAUUAUAUAGUGACCUACUCUUCACAAGCGAUCUCACGUUGCACCAAGACUUUUCUGUCGACGGGAGCAUAUACACUAAUCACCAAGUCGUAUGGCCAAUAGAGAAAUGUAUAGACGAGCAUCUCAUCAACGACUCCAAUAUUGACAUAUCCAAAAUGUACAUGUAUAAUGGAUCUCUUGUUUCAUGUUUGGAACACGCUCCUAUUCUCACUAAAAGUACUGUAAUCAGAGCCAGUGUACUCUCAGCGAUGGCCAUUUUAUCCUUCUUCGGUAAUUUGGCCACGAUUAUCAGCAUACAAAGGGGCAAGAGGGGGCGAGGGAGAGCGAGGCCAUCUUGGACUGCAAUAUACAGCUUGAUAUUCCAACUGAGUAUAGCAGAUUUGUUGGUGACAAUAUUUUGUAUAGCCGGAGAAGCGGCAUGGUCGUUCACAGUGCAGUGGUAUGCGGGAAAUAUAGCAUGCAAAAUAUUUAAAUUUCUGCAAAUGUUUGCGCUGUACCAAAGCACAUUUAUACUAGUUCUGAUAGGAGUGGACAGAUGGCUUGCUGUAAAAUAUCCUAUGAAAAGUAUGGCUACGGCAACUAGGAGUGGAAGGCUCGUCGUCAUUGCUUGGGUGUUGAGUGUGGUACUAAGCAUUCCGCAGACAGUCGUAUUCCGAGUGGCAAAGGGGCCGUUCGUAGAAGAGUUUUACCAGUGCGUCACCCACGGAUUUUACACGGAGCGAUGGCAAGAACAAGCGUACACCACUCUUUCACUGGUCUUCAUGUUUGUUCUACCUCUGGUCAUACUCAUAUCCACUUAUGUGUCUACUGUCCGGACGAUAGCGCGUGAGUACAUA